AUGGCCCUCGUGGGCAACUUUGGCUUCAGCAACAACGACAGGACCGCAGAAAGUACUGGCGUGGGCUCCAUUGGUGGCAACCCGUUCGUCCGGAGGGGCAGCCGUGCGCAGGAUGAUCCGGUUGGAGAGCAGCACGCGCGCGACCACCUAGGACCGCGGCGGGCAUCUGUGCAGUCACACCAGCACGAUGGCUUGACCUCCCAUAACGAGAAGGAGGGUCUCGAAGAGUACGAAUCCUCAGACGCCAAAGCCGAAUCAGAGGAGGACGCGCAGGCCCGAGCAGAUGCGACCAUUACCGAGCUUGCAAAGACCUUGACACGGCAAUCAACUUACACCAAUGUUCCCGACUCUCCUUUCGAUGCAGAACCAGACUCAGCUCUCGAUCCUAAUUCCAACAACUUCCGGCCCAGGUCAUGGGUCAAGAGCAUCAUAAAGCUUACCGAGAAGGAGAACCGGACUCCGGGACGAACUGCUGGUAUUGCCUUCCGCGGGCUCAACGUCCACGGCUACGGCGCCGCUACUGAUUACCAAAAAGAUGUUGCCAACAUCUGGCUCGAGGCUGUGGGCAUGGUGAAGAAGGCUUUUGGACUUGCGAAGCCACGCAGGAUCGACAUCCUUCGAGAUUUCGAGGGUGUUGUGCACAGUGGAGAGAUGCUGGUGGUUCUCGGGCCUCCCGGUUCUGGUUGCUCAACUUUUCUCAAGACGAUUACUGGCGAGACUCAUGGCUUCGUGGUCGAUGAGGGCUCUUACCUGAACUACCAGGGUAUCCCUCCAGAGAAGAUGCACAAAUACUUCCGUGGAGAGGCCAUCUACACCGCUGAGGUCGAUGUCCACUUCCCAAUGAUGACUGUCGCCGACACUCUUUCCUUCGCGGCGCGGGCCAGAGCACCCAAGAACAUCCCCGGCGGUCUCAAAGCACAGGAGUGGGCGGAUCAUCUACGAGAUGUGUUCAUGGCUACCUUCGGUAUCAGCCAUACGAAGAACACCAAGGUUGGAAACGAUUUCGUAAGAGGUGUUUCUGGUGGAGAGAGAAAGCGUGUCACCAUCGCCGAAGCUGCGCUAAGCGGAGCACCUCUCCAAUGCUGGGACAACUCAACUCGAGGUCUCGACAGCGCCAACGCCAUCGAGUUCUGCAAGACUCUCCGAAUCAGUACCGAGCUUAUGGGCGCAGCUGCGUGUGUUGCCAUCUACCAAGCACCACAGGCUGCCUACGACAUCUUCGACAAAGCCCUUGUACUCUACGAAGGCAGGCAGAUCUUCUUCGGAUCAACUACGGAGGCAAAGGAAUACUUCGUGCGUAUGGGCUUCCGUUGUCCCGAGCGAGCAACAACACCGGAUUUCCUCACUUCAAUGACAUCGCCACAAGAGCGGUUCAUUCGGGAAGGCUUCGAGGGCAAGGUGCCUCGCACACCAGACGAAUUUGCUGCAGCAUGGAAGGCCAGUCCGGAGCGAGCGGCUCUCCUGAAGGAGCUGGAUUCAUACGAGCACAAGUUCCCGUUCGAGGGCGAGCAGUACAAUCGUUUUGUCGAGAGCCGGCAAGCUCAACAAGCCAAGCACCAACGCCUGAAGUCGCCAUACACGCUCUCUUACAGCCAGCAGGUCAAACUAUGCCUUUGGCGGGGCCUCUUGCGCCUCAGAUCCGACCCUUCCCUUACGUUUACCCAACUCUUCGGCAAUUUUAUCAUGGCUCUUGUGCUCGGAUCUGUCUUCUACAACAUGCCAGAUACCACAGACACCUUCUUCCAGAGGGGAGCCGUCCUCAUGAACGCUUUCGGAAGUGCCCUCGAAAUCCUGACCCUCUAUGCUCAGCGUCUUAUUGUCGAGAAGCAUGACCGCUACGCCUUGUACCACCCUUCUGCCGAAGCUUUUGCGAGCAUGUUGACCGACAUGCCUUACAAGCUUGCCAACUCUAUCAUCUUCAACAUUACGCUCUACUUCAUGGCCAAUCUACGAAGGACGCCCGGGGCUUUCUUCUUCUUCUGGUUCAUCAGCUUGAUCCUAACGCUGACGAUGAGUAUGCUGUUCCGAACGAUCGCAUCCGUGUCUAGGACUUUGUCGCAAGCCAUGGCUCCAGCUGCAAUCAUUAUCCUGGCCAUCAUUAUCUUUACUGGGUUCGCUAUUCCUACCCGGUAUAUGCUGGGCUGGUGCAGAUGGAUCAACUGGAUCGAUCCGGUGGCAUACGGCUUCGAGUCUCUCAUGGUCAACGAAUUUCACAACAAGAACUACGACUGCAGCCAGUUCAUUCCAACAUACGGCUCUCUCAGCGACAACUCGCAGGUCUGCACUGCCGUGGGUUCCCGGGCCGGACUAAGAUACGUUAAUGGUUCUUUCGACUACUACCACUCGCACAAGUACCGCAACAUCGCCAUCAUCUUCGCCUUCAUGAUCUUCUUGAUGGUGGUGUACGUCGCUGCUACAGAGCUGAUCUCCGCGAAGAAGUCGAAGGGCGAAGUGCUUGUCUUCCGCAAAGGCCACACACCUGCUUCGCUCAAGGAGAAGACGAGCGACGAGGAGACAGUUGACAGCGGGAAUGGAGCUGCGCUGGCCAAGCAAGAAAGCUAUACUUCAGCGACGGACAUCAUCCAGAAGCAGACCGCCAUCUUCAGCUGGAAGAACGUUUGCUACGACAUCAAGAUCAAGAGCGAAGAGCGCCGCAUUCUGGACCACGUUGAUGGAUGGGUCAAGCCUGGCACGCUGACCGCUUUGAUGGGUGUAUCUGGUGCCGGGAAGACGACGCUUCUUGACGUCUUGGCAACUCGAGUCACGAUGGGUGUGAUCACUGGUGACAUCAAAGUGGACGGACGCCAGCGCGACUCCUCGUUCCAACGCAAGACCGGCUACGUUCAGCAACAGGACUUACACUUGCAGACAUCGACCGUCCGCGAAGCUCUCAACUUCAGCGCCCUUCUACGCCAACCAGCCCACGUACCCCGCAAAGAGAAGAUUGACUACGUCGACGAGGUGAUCAAGCUUCUGGAUAUGGAGGAGUACGCUGACGCUGUUGUCGGUAUCCCGGGAGAAGGUCUAAACGUCGAACAGCGCAAGCGUCUGACGAUUGGUGUUGAACUCGCAGCCAAGCCCGAAUUGCUUCUCUUCCUGGACGAGCCGACCUCUGGUCUUGAUUCGCAGACGUCGUGGGCCAUUCUCGACCUGCUCGAAAAGCUGAAGAACUCUGGCCAAGCUAUUGUCACUGUCGUACACCAGCCGUCCGCAGUCCUCUUCCAGAGAUUUGACCGGUUGUUGUUCCUCGCUGCGGGCGGCAAGACUGUGUACUUCGGCGAGAUUGGAGAGAACAGCAACACCAUGACCAAGUACUUCGAGGCGAACGGCGCACACCCAUGUCCGGCUGAAGCCAACCCUGCCGAAUGGAUGUUGGAGGUUAUCGGUGCGGCUCCCGGUAGCUCUACCGACAUCGAUUGGCGUGAAGUCUGGCGCAACAGCCCUGAGUAUCAAGAAGUCCUGAAAGAGUUGGAGCGUAUUGAGACACAACGUCCCAACGAAGUUCCACCCCGUGCCAGCUCGGAUGACAAGGCCUCCUAUCGCGAGUUCGCUGCCCCCUUCGGCGUUCAAUUGCUCGAGGUCACCAAGCGAGUCUUCUCGCAAUACUGGCGAACGCCGUCCUACAUUUACUCCAAGCUGGCCCUCUGCCUGUUCUCCUCGCUCUUCAUCGGCUUCAUCUUCUUCAACGCCCCGCUCACGCAGCAAGGCCUGCAGAACCAGAUGUUCAGUAUCUUUAUGCUUUUCACCAUCUUCGGCCAACUGGUUCAACAGAUCAUGCCGCACUUCGUUACGCAGAGAGCGCUGUACGAAGUUCGGGAGCGGCCUAGCAAGACGUACAGCUGGAAGGCCUUCAUGUUCGCCAACAUCUUCGUGGAGCUGCCGUGGAACAGCUUCAUGGCUGUGAUCAUCUUCUUCUGCUUCUACUACCCGAUCGGACUUUACAAGAACGCUGAGCCGACGGGUGCGGUGCAUCUCCGCGGCGCGCAAUUCUUUUUGUUCGUGUGGCAGUUCUUGCUCUUCACAAGUUCCUUCACAAACUUGAUGAUUGCCGGCAUCGCCGAUGCGGAAACAGGAGGCAACCUGGCCAAUCUGCUCUUCUCCCUCUGCCUCAUCUUCUGCGGUGUCCUCCAAACCGCAAGCGCCUUACCCGGCUUCUGGAUCUUCAUGUACCGUGUCAGCCCCUUCACCUACCUCGUCGAAGGCAUGUUGUCCGUCGGAAUCGCCAACACGAGCGUCCGCUGCGCCGACAACGAGUUCGUCAACUUCUCGCCUCCCAACGGCCAGACCUGUGGGGAGUACAUGGAGCGCUGGACGUCAAUGGCCGGAGGCUACUUGCAGGAUCCGAGCGCGACGGGUCAGUGCUCCUUCUGCACUUACGACGACACCAAUGUCUUCUUGUCGCAGAUUGGAAGCUCGUAUAGCAAUGUCUGGCGGGACUUUGGGAUUCUGUGGGCGUUUAUUAUCUUCAAUAUCUUUGCGGCUGUGGGCAUCUACUGGUUGGCGAGAGUGCCUAAGAAUGCUGGGAAGGAGGAGAAGGCUUCUUCGGGACAGGAGACUUCUGAGAAGACUUCGGAAUAG
Saxophila tyrrhenica is the source of this 4578-nucleotide messenger RNA. It is a transcript of the gene CDR1, whose product is annotated as Multidrug resistance protein. The transcript is spliced from 4 exons. NCBI's taxonomy places the organism in Eukaryota, Fungi, Ascomycota, Dothideomycetes, Mycosphaerellales, Extremaceae. Gene Ontology annotation, cellular component: membrane. Gene Ontology annotation, molecular function: ATP hydrolysis activity; ATP binding; ABC-type transporter activity. The coding region runs from base 1 to 4578 and encodes 1525 amino acids. The record is from RefSeq and is a predicted model, not a curated record. Gene Ontology annotation, biological process: transmembrane transport.